Botrytis sinoallii is the source of this 2748-nucleotide messenger RNA. RefSeq lists its product as uncharacterized. Gene Ontology annotation, biological process: regulation of DNA-templated transcription; DNA-templated transcription. The record is from RefSeq and is a predicted model, not a curated record. Gene Ontology annotation, molecular function: DNA binding; zinc ion binding; DNA-binding transcription factor activity, RNA polymerase II-specific. NCBI's taxonomy places the organism in Eukaryota, Fungi, Ascomycota, Leotiomycetes, Helotiales, Sclerotiniaceae. The transcript has 5 exons. Bases 1 to 2748 code for a protein of 915 amino acids.
AUGCACACUUCAGGCUUAGAUACUCUUGCUCAUGGCUCACAAUAUGCUAUCUCACAGCUUCACCAACAACAAGUGGACAUUCGUCAAAACUCACAGGGUCACAGAAAUGCUACUUCAAAACAUCGACAGCAUCCUUAUGCAAUGGGAAUUCCAGGAGGCAACGCUACAUCUGCCAGAGGGACCGGGAAUUCUGGACCAAUUCGAAGAAGAAUCAGCAGAGCUUGCGACCAGUGUAAUCAGCUCAGAACUAAAUGCGAUGGUCAAAGUCCCUGCGCUCAUUGUGUCGAAUUUGGACUAGGAUGCGAGUAUAUCCGUGAACGAAAAAAGCGAGGAAAAGCUUCCCGAAAAGAUCUUGCACAACAAGCCGCCGCCGCCGCCGCUGCCAAUGGACAAAAAUCACCUACUGAUCAAUCGUCCGAAGAGAGAUCGCCCGUGGAGUCCCGCAAUGAUCCAAGUUCCGCCAUUUCCUUGACAAACGAAAAUGUUGAAUUCCCACGACAUACACCAUCUAGGUCUUUAAGUCUUAACACAGCCGCCGUUGAAAAGCCUUCAGCUCGUGAAUUGAUGAAAGGAAGAAUUCGUGCUGGUAGUCUCGAAAGCCUCACAGAAGUACCAUCCCAAGGACAUUCGCCCCACGUUAGCCGCGCAGACGUCGAUCAAAUCGGGAGUCCUGGGUCCCUGAAUUUGCAUGGCUAUUCAAGCAUGCACGGUUACCGCUCUACCUUAAAUCCCCACAUGAUGAACGGCAGUGGCAGUCAUACAAACUUUAACACCUCGCAGACCGGUUAUUCAGAUCUACCCUAUGCUAUACAGGGCCAAAGCCCGCCUAAUUUUACGGGUAAUACCCAAGGUCAGUUUCGUUUAGCCGAAAGCCCUUUGACCGGUUUUCCUAUGGGCUCUGAGGCCCCUUCACCCGGUGGGUGGAUGUCAUUACCCUCUCCUUCAAACCAGUACCAACACGUGACACAUCAGAACUUCAAUGCACCUCUACGAUAUCCCGUGCUACAGCCAUUGGUACCUCACCUUGGCAGUAUCAUUCCCAUCCCUUUAGCUUGUGAUUUACUCGAAUUAUAUUUAGCAAGCUCGUCAUCAGCUUUGAUGCACCCUACCUCUCCUUAUAUUCUCGGAUACGUCUUUCGCAAACACUCGAUACUUAACCCUACGAAACCUCGGCAAUCCAGUCCAUCAUCCCGUGGACGAAUUUGUCAAAAAUUACUCGAACUCACUGUCGGUCUUCUUAAACCUCUCAUUCAUGGAACGUCCGGAAGCAAUGAAUCUGCUUCCAAUUUCUCUAAUACUGUCAUUAAUAUGGUGUGGCGGUUGGGUGGUCUUGGUGUAGCAAUGCCUGGUUCGGUAUCUACAGAUACACUGAAUGAAACAGGUGCUUUUGGUGCAGCUGGCACUCUUGACGAUGUUAUAACUUAUAUUCAUCUCGCUACUGUUGUUUCAGCUAGCGAGUACAAAGGAGCGAGCCUGCGUUGGUGGAAUGCGGCUUGGUCAUUAGCUCGUGAACUUAAAUUAGGAAGGGAAUUACCCCACCAUUCAGCACCCAUGGCUCCAGAACAACCAAAUGAAGGAGCCAAUGAUGUGGAUGCUGAUGGAGAAGAUGAUGAUGAAUUACCUCGAACUCCAGGGCCGAUAUCUGAAGAAGAGAGGGAAGAGAGAAGAAGGAUAUGGUGGCUUUGUUAUACAGUGGACAGGCACCUCGCGUUGUGUUACAACAGGCCACUCUUUCUGUUAGAUAUAGAAUGUGAUGGUCUUCUCCAGCCAAUGGAUGACGCAUUGUGGCAGGCUGGAGAAUACUAUACUGGUGAUUCAAGCAUUCAUAUUACUUCCCCUUCGGGCACUCAUCGUAUACGGAGGCACGGACCUAACUUUGAGUGUACUGGACAUAGUAUAUUCGGAUACUUCCUACCCCUCAUGACGAUUCUCGGCGAGAUCGUAGACCUCUACCACGCCAAAAACCAUCCUCGAUUUGGCAUUGGCUUUCGCUCUGCUCGCGAGUGGGAUGAUCAUGCUAACGAAAUCGCAAAACAACUCGAUGCCUAUGGCCAGAGUCUACGAGCCUUUGAAUUGGAGCAAAUUCCCCCCUUGCCAGAUGACCAAAAAGAUCAAAACAUGGAAGGAAACAAUUCAUCCUCUACACCAAACAAAUCUCUCGAACACAACGAUAUCGGCUCUCCUUCAGUUCAUUCAGUUCACACCGUAUCCUCCAGUCACGUCUCCGAAGCCAAUAUCCAAACACGGAUUGUGGUAGCUUACGGUACACAUGUCAUGCAUGUUCUUCACAUCUUACUAACGGGAAAAUGGGACCCGAUUUCUUUACUUGAUGAUAACGACCUAUGGAUCUCGUCGCAGAGUUUUAUCAACGCAACGGGACAUGCUGUUAGUGCAGCAGAAGCCAUAAACAAUAUAUUGGAAUACGAUCCCGGGUUGGAGUUUAUGCCGUUUUUCUUUGGUGUGUAUUUGUUGCAGGGUAGCUUUCUGUUGUUACUUAUCGCCGAUAAACUUCAGGUCGAAGCAUCACCCAGCGUAGUAAAAGCCUGUGAAACUAUCGUCCGAGCCCACGAAGCCUGUGUCGCGACGCUGAAUACAGAAUACCAGCGCAAUUUCCGCAAAGUAAUGCGCUCAGCACUCGCACAGGUGCGCGGCCGCAUCCCAGAAGACUUCAACGAGCAACAGUUGAAGCGGAGAGAAGUGCUCUCUCUAUAUCGCUGGACGGGCGAUGGAACGGGUCUAGCUUUAUGA